Anopheles marshallii is the source of this 2501-nucleotide messenger RNA. RefSeq names its product transitional endoplasmic reticulum ATPase TER94 (gene TER94). Lineage: Eukaryota; Metazoa; Arthropoda; Insecta; Diptera; Culicidae. Bases 1 to 2415 code for a protein of 804 amino acids. Gene Ontology annotation, cellular component: cytosol; VCP-NPL4-UFD1 AAA ATPase complex; nucleus. Gene Ontology annotation, biological process: retrograde protein transport, ER to cytosol; mitotic spindle disassembly; autophagosome maturation. Gene Ontology annotation, molecular function: polyubiquitin modification-dependent protein binding; ATP binding; ATP hydrolysis activity. The record is from RefSeq and is a predicted model, not a curated record. The transcript is spliced from 5 exons.
AUGGCCGACAGCAAGAACGAGGAUUUGGCAACUGCCAUUCUGAAGCGCAAGGAUCGCCCGAAUCGUCUGAUCGUUGAUGAAGCCGGUAAUGAUGACAAUUCGGUCAUUUCGUUGUCACAGGCGAAAAUGGACGAGCUGGAACUGUUCCGCGGUGAUACCGUGCUGCUGAAAGGCAAGCGCCGCAAGGAAACGGUUUGCAUUGUCCUGUCGGAUGAGAACUGCCCGGAUGAGAAAAUUCGCAUGAACAGAGUGGUGCGCAACAAUCUACGCGUUUGGCUCGGGGAUGUAGUGAUGAUUCAAUCCUGCCCGGACGUCAAGUACGGUAAGCGCGUACACAUACUGCCGAUUGACGAUACGGUCGAGGGCCUGUCGGGCAAUCUGUUUGACGUGUACCUGAAACCGUACUUCCUGGAAGCCUACCGACCGAUCCACAAGGAUGAUACUUUCGUCGUUCGCGGUGGCAUGCGUGCGGUAGAAUUCAAGGUAGUCGCAGCCGAUCCGGAACCGUACUGUAUCGUCGCCCCUGAGACGGUGAUCCACUGCGAAGGAAAUCCGAUCAAGCGCGAGGAGGAAGAGGAGACACUGAAUGCGGUUGGGUAUGAUGAUAUUGGUGGGUGUCGUAAGCAGCUGGCCCAGAUCAAAGAGAUGGUCGAGCUGCCACUGCGUCAUCCGUCCUUGUUCAAGGCGAUCGGUGUGAAGCCACCGCGCGGUAUUCUCAUGUACGGUCCACCCGGCACGGGUAAAACACUGAUAGCACGUGCCGUUGCGAAUGAAACCGGGGCGUUCUUCUUCCUUAUCAAUGGGCCGGAAAUUAUGUCCAAGUUGGCGGGCGAGUCCGAAUCGAAUCUGCGCAAAGCGUUCGAAGAGGCGGAAAAGAAUUCGCCGGCAAUUAUCUUCAUCGACGAGAUCGAUGCCAUCGCACCGAAGCGUGAGAAGACGCAUGGUGAGGUGGAACGGCGAAUCGUGUCACAGCUGCUCACGCUGAUGGAUGGCAUGAAGAAGAGCUCGCACGUGAUUGUGAUGGCAGCGACGAAUCGUCCCAACUCGAUCGAUCCCGCACUGCGUCGUUUCGGGCGUUUCGAUCGUGAGAUUGACAUCGGUAUCCCGGACGCUACUGGCCGAUUAGAAGUGCUUCGCAUUCAUACCAAGAACAUGAAACUAGCGGACGAUGUCGAUCUGGAGCAGAUUGCGGCCGAAUCUCACGGUCACGUGGGUGCCGAUUUGGCUUCGCUGUGUUCCGAGGCGGCCUUGCAGCAAAUUCGCGAAAAAAUGGAUCUGAUCGAUCUGGAGGACGAUCAGAUUGACGCGGAGGUACUCAACUCGCUGGCAGUUUCGAUGGAAAACUUCCGCUACGCGAUGACGAAAUCAAGCCCGUCCGCGCUGCGCGAGACUGUGGUGGAGGUGCCGAACACGACAUGGACCGACAUUGGUGGUCUAGAGAAUGUCAAGCGCGAGCUACAGGAGCUGGUACAGUACCCGGUCGAACAUCCGGACAAGUUCCUCAAGUUCGGUAUGCAACCUUCGCGCGGUGUCCUGUUCUACGGACCGCCCGGUUGUGGUAAAACGCUGCUCGCCAAGGCCAUCGCCAAUGAGUGUCAGGCGAACUUUAUCUCCGUCAAGGGUCCGGAGCUGUUGACGAUGUGGUUCGGCGAGUCGGAAGCAAACGUGCGCGACAUAUUCGAUAAGGCACGUUCCGCUUCGCCCUGUGUUCUGUUCUUCGACGAGCUGGACAGUAUUGCGAAGUCGCGUGGCGGUAAUGUGGGCGAUGCGGGCGGUGCCGCCGACCGUGUGAUCAACCAGAUUCUAACCGAAAUGGAUGGUAUGGGAGCGAAGAAAAAUGUGUUCAUUAUCGGCGCCACCAACCGACCGGACAUCAUCGAUCCGGCCAUCCUGCGCCCGGGCCGUCUGGAUCAGCUGAUCUACAUUCCGCUGCCCGAUGAAAAGUCACGUGAAGCUAUCCUGCGUGCGAAUCUGCGCAAGAGCCCGGUAGCGGAGGAUGUGGAUCUGAAUUACGUGGCGAAGGUAACACAGGGUUUCUCGGGUGCCGAUCUGACGGAAAUUUGCCAGCGUGCCUGUAAGCUGGCCAUCCGUCAGGCGAUCGAAGCGGAAAUCCGACGGGAGCGAGACCGUGCCGCUAACCAAAAUUCGGCAAUGGAUAUGGAUGAAGAAGAUCCGGUGCCGGAAAUAACGCGUGAUCACUUCGAGGAAGCGAUGAAGUUUGCCCGCCGUUCCGUAUCAGACAACGAUAUUAGGAAGUACGAAAUGUUUGCCCAAACUUUGCAGCAAUCUCGUGGCUUCGGGACCAACUUCCGAUUCCCCUCGGGACAGGGCAGCUCAAGUUCGCAGGGCCAGGGUUCGUCACAACCGACGAGCAAUAAUCCCGGCGAUAACGGUGAUGACGAUCUCUACAGCUAGAUUGCCGCGGCUAUAGACACAUCUAUCCCUCUCCUUUAUUAGACUAACAAUUGCUCCGUUGCCACAGCUGCAGUCUUUAAACAUAC